Molecule: messenger RNA, 1129 nt
Organism: Cinara cedri
Lineage: Eukaryota; Metazoa; Arthropoda; Insecta; Hemiptera; Aphididae
Source: the annotation of a GenBank genome assembly
AUGGAUACGUUCGAAUGUACUUUCGCCGGCUGCGGAAAAGUGUUUACCGCUAAACGUAACAUGGCCCGUCACGCUAAAUCCCACGGUAAUGUAAAAAUUCAAUGCGCUCUAUGCCCGACAUCGUUCGCGCGUAAAAACAGCCACGAUAUCCAUGCGAAACUUGUCCACCGUGAUGGAAGAGUCGGGCCAUCUAAUACUAUCGCCGGAACAUCUACAGGGCCGUCGAUUUCUACUACGACAUGGACUACGGACGAGGAAAAUGACGCGUUGUUGGCAGAUGUAUGUCCGGCCAUCAAUGAUAUGGUGGGAUUCGACCACGAAGGUAAGUAUUCUUUAUUAUGCCCCCAUCACGUAGCGAGGAAAUUAAUUUUUUUUUUUCUGUCCCUUGAUAGGUUUUAAACGCGCAUUGAAAGAAGAUACCUCCGCUGGAAUGAAGAAAGGUAGGAUGGAAUUGUUGAAUGCUCCGGGUUUUGUGGAGGUGGACACGUCAUUUUCUCGUAAAAUCGUUUGGCACUACGCCAAAAAUAUUGAUAAUAUAUACAACUACAGACAAUUUCUCCGUUCAAUCAAACCAGCACUUUUAGACCUACUCAAAAAUAUUGUUAAAAAUAAUCCGAUUAAAUUCAAUUCGAAACUCGAGGCAACCCAUUACAAACCGCAGGUAGAACAUUCCGCCGUAAACAGAGCGUUCAAGACCUCAGCCAGGCACAUAUAUUUUGAUAGCGAGAUAGAAGACAUAGUCGAACGAAAAUUAAUUUCCGAACAGGAUAUUUAUCAGGGUCAAGGAAGUGGGUUCUCCCUAAAUUGUAUCGGUGGGAUAUUAUUAGGAUUUUAUAAAUAUCAAACCAUGGGCGGAUCGUCAUAUUUACCGUUACCCGAAGAUAUUAUAAAUAAACGUGCCGUAGUUAACCCGCAGAAUAUAGGCGAAAAAUGCUUUAAAUGGACGGAGGUCCAUGAUUAUCGUAUCAAUCACAAUUAUACGAAACACGAAAAUAAAUACGAUUUCAGCGGAUUAACGUACCCGACACCUAUGGCAGACAUUAAAAAUUUCGAAAAAAAUAAUAAUAAUGUAUCCGUAAAUGUUUACGCACUCGAAAAAGAAGAAAAAAAUCCUUGCUCCUGCUCCUGA